Macrobrachium nipponense is the source of this 582-nucleotide messenger RNA. RefSeq lists its product as uncharacterized. The record is from RefSeq and is a predicted model, not a curated record. The transcript has a single exon. The coding region runs from base 1 to 582 and encodes 193 amino acids. Lineage: Eukaryota; Metazoa; Arthropoda; Malacostraca; Decapoda; Palaemonidae.
AUGGUCGAAAGGCUGAUGCCCAUUCUGAAGAAGAAGGACACGAAAAUGCGGCUUGCACAAGACAUGGGACUCAAGUUGGUGGUCAUUUUCCGCCACCUGGCAAGUGGGAACAACUAUACGAGCCUCCAAUACAGCUUCCAAGUCUCCAAGAGUUCCAUAUUCCGGUUUAUCCCAUUAGUCUGCCAAGCCAUUAACGACACAUGCAAACCAGAAGUGAUGAAGUGCCCCAAGACACCAGAAGGGUGGGACGAUGUAGCAAAACGAUUCGCCUCAAUGUGGACCUACUUCAAUGGCAUGGGAGCCCUGGAUGGGAAGCACGUUGCAAUCAAGAAACCCAAAGGUGGAGGAUCACUGUACUUCAAUUACAAGAAGCUCCACAGCAUCAUCCUCAUGGCCCUCUCUGAUGCAAAAUACAGGUUCCUGUUCGUUGGCGUCGGUGCGAAGGAGGUGCUGGGGAUGGAGGAACCUGGCAGAAGGGCAACCUGGCCAGGCCUAUCACAAACAACCGCACAAACAACCGAGGAGGACUCCCACAAGACAGAAAUUUGCCCAUCGACGACGAACCCAUCCCCUUCCACAUAG